AAAUCUACUAUAUAGAGCAGUUUGCUUUUAUGUACAUAUAAAUUUUAAUGUAGGUAUACACAAAAAGAAUUAAAAUCUGAGUGCACUUUAGGUGCUACUAAUAAAAAUCUUUUUAUUGCGUUUUACGUUAGUAUUGAAAACACGACAAGGACAUGGAAGACGAAUUAGAAGAUAGAGUUUUAUAUCAAACAUAUCUUUCGUUCAUGAAAAUCUUGUCACGUUUCACUAGCAGUGUUCCGCUUGAUACUCCCGUGAGCUAUUUAUGGAAGAUGGUGCGCCUUUAUUUACUACGAUCCGAAUUUGUAGUGUUCACGCUAGCCCUAAUAUUAUUUUUUAUGUACUUACAAUCUAUCGAGCUAUGGAGUCGUACUAUGCUAAGCAGAUUGUCGCAAGCCAUGAGCCCUAUAAGUGCAGUACAACGGAUGAAGAUUUUGGAAGGCUCCGAUGCCGAUAAACAAAGCUGGGAGCAAAAGGGAACACUUAGCGCUGCUUACGCAAUCAAAGGCAGACGAAUGCAUAUGGAAGACCGAUUUAUUAUCAACGAAAACAUAAACAAUACGGGGAUCUCACUGUUCGCAAUAUUCGAUGGACACGGAGGUGAAUUUGCCGCCAACUACGCAAAAGACCACCUCAUUCAAAACCUGUACAACAAAAUAGUGGAGCUACAUGCAUUCAAGGAUGGUAAGAUACUGAGUCCUCCUGUGAUAGAGGUGACAGAGGAACCUAAUCAGAAAGAAGAAAACAGUAUUACUGUCGAUAGGAAGUCUAGCUUUAAAAAAUCUGUGAGUACAGCUGAUGAUACAUCAAAGAAAGAAAUAACCGAUCCGGAGCUCCUGGCUCAGUUGUCAAAAGCAAGGCCUAUCACUAGAGAGGUUAGGCCAACUGCUAAACCAGUGAGAAAUGUUGUUAAACCAUUGACCAGCUAUGUGGAUAAAGGAAAGAUUAAUUAUGGGAAAUUGUUGACUGACGAAGUUCUGGCUGCAGACAGGCUGCUUGUGGAGGCAGCGAAGAGGUCCAUGAAUGUUGCGGGUACCACAGCUCUGCUUGCAGUGAUGGAAGGAAACCAUCUCAUCGUGGCCAAUGUGGGCGACUCUAGAGGAGUGAUGUGCGAUUCACGUGGCAAUGCUAUUCCUGUAUCCUUUGAUCAUAAACCACAACAGGUUCGUGAACAGAAAAGAAUUGAGGCAGCAGGUGGCUACAUAGCAUUUAAUGGAGUGUGGCGAGUGGCAGGUAUCCUGGCGACGUCGCGCGCCAUGGGAGACUACCCCUUGAAAGAUAAGAAAUUUGUAAUAGCUGACCCUGACAUAUUAACUUUUAAUCUUGAUGACCACAAGCCUAUGUUCUUAGUACUUGCUUCUGACGGCUUAUGGGAUACCUUUUCAAAUGAGGAAGCUGUAAAAUUCAUUAAAGAAAGGCUCGAUGAGCCUGAUUAUGGAGCUAAAAGUCUAACACUACAAGCGUACUACAGAGGUUCUGUUGAUAACAUCACAGUUUUAGUCAUCAAUUUCCUAACUAACAAAGUAUUUGCAGCUGUUUCUCAAUAAAGUGGGGUAUAUAUGUAGAGUGUUAAAUUCUAAAAUCUUACAUCUUAUGAAAGAUUUACAUAAAAUUAUUCCCUAAAGUUGUAAGAAUUUUUUACUAACUGAUAAACGAAAAACAAUGUUAAGUAAAAACGCGGGUUACUCACGUGAAUAUACUGAGAAAAGCUCUACUAGUUUCGAACCACAGAGGC
Messenger RNA from Spodoptera litura, 1732 nucleotides. Its product is annotated as protein phosphatase 1L. Gene Ontology annotation, biological process: protein dephosphorylation. NCBI's taxonomy places the organism in Eukaryota, Metazoa, Arthropoda, Insecta, Lepidoptera, Noctuidae. The record is from RefSeq and is a predicted model, not a curated record. Gene Ontology annotation, molecular function: cation binding; protein serine/threonine phosphatase activity.